AAGCGAGACGUGUCAAGGGUCACGGAAACCACAGAGGAACAAAAGUGGGGCUUGCUGCAACCAGAGGCAGCUAUGGCAUCUAACAGCCUUUUCAGCACAGUGACACCAUGUCAACAAAACUUCUUCUGGGAUCCCAGCGCCAGUCGGAGGUUCAGUCCGCCGUCCAGUAGCCUCCAGCCGGUCCCAGGGAAGAUGAACGAUGUGAGCUCUCCAGCCGGGCAGCCGGACGCAGCGGCGGCGGUGCCAAGACUGCGUCCCCACGAAAACCGCAGCAUGGCCGAGAUCAUCGCCGACCACCCGGCCGAGUUGGUCCGGACCGACAGCCCCAACUUUCUCUGCUCGGUCCUGCCCUCCCACUGGCGGUGCAACAAGACGCUGCCUGUCGCCUUUAAGGUGGUCGCCCUGGGAGACAUACCUGACGGGACUGUUGUCACAGUAAUGGCGGGGAAUGAUGAGAACUACUCCGCUGAGCUGCGGAAUGCCUCAGGUGUGAUGAAGAACCAGGUAGCGCGCUUCAACGACCUUCGCUUCGUGGGCCGCAGUGGCAGAGGCAAGAGCUUCACGCUGACAAUCACAGUAUUCACCAACCCACCACAAGUGGCCACUUACCACCGAGCCAUAAAGGUCACCGUGGAUGGACCACGUGAGCCCAGGAGGCAUCGUCAAAAGCUCGAGGACCCUCCAAAGACUGGUCUCUUCUCAGACCGCCUCAGUGAGCUCGAGAGGAUGAGGGUGAGGGUCACCGUUCCCACUCAAGCCCCCCGGCCAACUCUCAACACGGCAGCCAACUCCUUCAACCCGCAGGGACAGACGCAGAUAACAGACCCUCGUCAGUCCCAGUCCUCUCCUCCCUGGUCAUAUGAACAGACGUACCCGUCCUACCUGAGUCCAAUGGCAUCCCCCUCAGUCCACUCCACCACCCCCCUCUCCUCCAGCCGAGGCACGGGCCUGCCUGCCAUCAGUGACGUGCCUAGACGAUUGCCAGGUUCUUCCGACCUGAGCCCAUUCCCUGGCCAGUUUGAGCGUCAGUUCCCGGGCCUCUCCUCCCUCACAGAGACUCGUUUCUCCAGCCCUCGGAUGCACUACCCGGCCACCUUCACCUACACCCCGCCCGUCACCUCCGCCAUGUCGCUGGGCAGCGCCCACUACCACACCUACCUUCCCCCUCCUUACCCAGGCUCCACCCAGAGCCAGAGCGGACCCUUUCAGACCAGCAGCACACCCUAUCUCUACUAUGGAGCGUCAUCCGGCUCGUACCAGUUCUCCAUGGUUCCCGGCGGGGAUCGCUCACCUUCCCGGAUGAUCCCGCCUUGCACUAGCGCCUCCACGGGCACCUCCCUGGUGAACCCCAACCUGCCCAGCCAGACGGAGGGAGGGGUGGACGGCGACGGGAGCCACAGUAACUCCCCAACAGUUCUCAACCCUGGAGGCCGCAUGGAUGAAGCUGUCUGGAGGCCAUAUUGAAGAAAGCCAGGGGGUGGAGAUUGGAAGUCAACUGAUGUCAUGGUUUGAAAGCACAAAACCUUUUUUUUAUUGAAAAGGGGAUUUUUGAGCUCUCAUCAGCUAUCUCUACCUUUUACUUGGAAAUUAAGGUUGAGAUAAAAAAGAAAAAAAAAGACCAAACUUGUAUGGACUUGUCUUCCUGGAAUGUGUUUUGACCAAGGCACUACAAAGGGAGUCAUUCUCACAGCAAUAAUGAGAAAGACAAUUUUGGUUUACUAGGCCCAAGUGGAUGAGACAUUAUUUUAGUUUAUUAUAAUCCACAAGCUAAGGGAUGCUUCAACAAUAUUUGUAAGAGACUGCCUCUUUUGUAUAGUGUUUGUAUUUCAGUAAGGCUUUUUGCAGAGCAUGUUUUUGUACUACGACAAUAUCAAGAUGCAAGUUAAGCACUGAGUAGCAAGUGAUGAGAGUAACACAUAUGUUACCUUCAGUGGUAUGGACAGUAAAUUUGCUUUAAAUCAAUUAAUUUAACUUGUAUA
Seriola dumerili (greater amberjack) is the source of this 1979-nucleotide messenger RNA. RefSeq names its product runt related transcription factor 2 (gene runx2b). The transcript is spliced from 8 exons. The record is from RefSeq and is a predicted model, not a curated record. The coding region runs from base 73 to 1464 and encodes 463 amino acids. Gene Ontology annotation, molecular function: RNA polymerase II cis-regulatory region sequence-specific DNA binding; ATP binding; DNA-binding transcription factor activity, RNA polymerase II-specific. Gene Ontology annotation, biological process: neuron differentiation; regulation of transcription by RNA polymerase II; hemopoiesis. Gene Ontology annotation, cellular component: nucleus. Lineage: Eukaryota; Metazoa; Chordata; Actinopteri; Carangiformes; Carangidae.